GUAGUUUUUCUUUCAUUCAACUUCCGUGUGCCGAACUUUGUUUAACGUAUUUUGGUGUUUUCGAAAUUGGCCCAUUAAUUGGCCGGAAAUUGCAUUUGUUGCAUAUUAACCGUUGUGAUUUGAUUUGCUAAUAUGUUGUUGCAGCUGCUGUUGGCAUUGCAGCAGUACGUAAGUCAAUUAAAACGACAAUUGGCUUCGCUGUGGCUGGCGACAUUGCCGCAACAUUUGUUUGGCUUCCGGCUAUUGGUCGGCCAGCCCCGGGUGGCGAGCAGCCGAGCCAGUUACCAGCGCCACGGACAGCUGCCGCGACGCCGACUGGUCAUGGACUACAUCUUCGAGUGCUUCUUCAACGACACCUUCGAGCACAUCACCCGCAACGGGCUCCAGGACCGUCAAUCGCGACGCGACGUCCUCGAUCACCUCAGCGCCAUUGUCAAGGGCUGUGCCGAUGGCCAGAAUGUGGCCACCGAUGAGGCGGCCAGCAUAGCGGUCACAGCCGCCUUGCGGUUCCAUCGACUGGCCAAGCAAAACAAUGGAAAUGUCUGCCUCAUGGGAAAAUAUCACAACAUUUUGUAUAUUGCGCUGCGCACCUGUUGGGAUUGGGGUGUACGCGAUUCUGAGGUUGUGGUUCAACUUCUGGUGUCGAUUUUUGAGUGUGAGAAGACGUUCGAGCGCAUCUUUUUGGGCGCUCUCUUUGGACCACACGCACCGCACUUCAUAGCCGGCUGGCGCAGCGAUUUUCGGGAUCAGAACGAAAAUGUGCGUGCCAUGGUCUACUUCCUGAAGCAUGCCACACGCGAACAACUGACGCUGCCCGUAUGGAUACCGCGCUUCGAGCAGGAGCGCCAGCUCAGAUUCAUUGAUGUGCCCAUUGAGUCCUGUGGACGCUCGUCUCCUCUACGCAUUGCGCUGCAGGCAAAUGCUCCAGAACUGCUGCUCAUUCUGCUCAGAUACGGCGCCGCACCACAGCCACCCGACGGCGGCACCUCCGUGAUAAUUGCGCUGCUCGACAAACUCAUCGAGAAUGGACGCAAUUAUAGCUGCGAGCUGGUGCUCUGUCUCCAGAUACUGAUGCGCAAUGUGCCCAUGAUUGAAAUGCCUUUCAAGCCGAUGGUGUACGGGACACGCCGAGAAAUGUUCUUCGAGCGCUAUGGACGACUUCUAAUGGACAAAAUCGUGGGCAAGGAACAGGUCUAUGGUGUGCCGACGCUGCGACAUUUGUGCCGCUGCCGCAUUCGGGAUGUGCUGCGCGAGCAUAAUCAGCUGCCAAAUGGCAUCGAUACGCUGCGCCUGCCCAAGCGCCUGCAGCGCUACAUCGACCUCACCGAGGAGCUGGACGGAACGCAGCUGCUGCCGCCGGAGAAGCCUGUGCAGCGGCUCACAAAUGCCAUGCAGCGACUGGAGACCAUCAGCAGCGGCACCGAGAGCGAGGACGAGAGCGACAAUCAUGUGCAGCUGCUGGAGGCUGUCACCGAUGCGGAGAAGGCAGCUGUCGCCGCCUUUGUGGCCACCGCAGGCGACGGCGUCAACAUUGGCGAGGCCAAGCAGGCGGCCAUUGAGGCCUAUGCUGCUGCCCAGGAUGUGAACCCACCAUCGGACCAAACCCACCCGCCGCUUAGCUAAUUGUACAGUAUUUCCACAGUCUUUUGGCACUCACCGAU
Molecule: messenger RNA, 1661 nt
Organism: Drosophila arizonae
Lineage: Eukaryota; Metazoa; Arthropoda; Insecta; Diptera; Drosophilidae
Gene: stops
Product: SOCS domain-containing protein stops
Biological process (GO): intracellular signal transduction
Source: RefSeq, a predicted model, not a curated record